Acyrthosiphon pisum (pea aphid) is the source of this 3272-nucleotide messenger RNA. RefSeq names its product sialin. Gene Ontology annotation, molecular function: transmembrane transporter activity. Gene Ontology annotation, biological process: transmembrane transport; monoatomic anion transport. The record is from RefSeq and is a predicted model, not a curated record. Gene Ontology annotation, cellular component: membrane. NCBI's taxonomy places the organism in Eukaryota, Metazoa, Arthropoda, Insecta, Hemiptera, Aphididae. Bases 478 to 2031 code for a protein of 517 amino acids. The transcript has 10 exons.
UUAUAUACAAUGAUUAUUUCAUUAUGGACCUCGUUGUCGUGCGCAUAAGCGCAUUAAAGUGAACCCAAGUGUGUCGGUUUUACUUUUUUUUUGAGACUCGUCCGCAUACUGGUUUUCUCCCCGCCGCAGCCGCCUCCACCCAUCACCGCAGCCGACUGCGCUACGGCCGUAUUGUGCAUUUGUGCCCUACUACAAAAAUACGCCGCCGCAACGUCAUGUUCCUCCAAUGGAUAUGGAAUUGUAUAUUAUUGUUAUUAUUUUGAAGUUCAGAAUCGGGAUUCGGGAUUCCGCCGAGUGCCGAGCCAGCCAGCCAGCCGCGUGUUGGUCGCGCCCCGUCCGUCAUCCGUCACGCUGCCGUCCGUCCGUGCGCGACGUUCGCCGUCUGUGCCACUAGUGCCAGUCCCGCCGUGUCUGACACACGCGUAUCGUGUCCGUCCUACAAAACAUAACCUGCGCAGUUGAGCAUAAGCAACUAUCAUGGACGUCCCAGAUAAUCAAAUAUUAGGAAUGGAGAAAAAACAUAAACUAUGCUUUAGAAGCAUUCAAGACAUGAUACCAGCUCGUGCGGUAUUAUAUUUAAUGUCAUUCAGUGGAUUCUUGGUCAGUUUCAUGAUGCGCACUGAUAUCAAUAUUGCCAUGGUAGCAAUGGCCAAAAUGAGAUUACGGUCUGAAAACUCAUCGAAUUUAACCGAACUUUAUUGUUACACAUCGGUUACAAAUGGCACACAAUCAUUUGAAGAUCAAAAACCCAUGGAAGAGGGCGAAUUUGAUUGGGAUUCAACAGUGCAAUCUGCAAUCCUUGGUUCAUUUUAUUGGUGUUAUAUAUUAUCUCAAGUAGUCGGCGGUGUCUUAACACAACGUUUUGGAACAAAAACGGUUUUUGGAUUCUCACAAUUAGCAACAGCAAUUGCUUCAUUACUCAUACCUCAGGCAGCUUCAUUGCAUUUCUCAGCAGUCAUAGCAUUGCGAUCACUUCAAGGAAUGGCAUCAGGACUUACUUGGCCCGCAAUGUAUGCACUUGUUGGUAUAUGGAUACCAUCCAAUGAGAGAACCAGGUUCAUGUCAUCAUUCCAAGGGUUUAGUUUCGGGAUUGGACUGACGUACAUGGUAUGCGGCUUCAUUAUUGGCAACUAUGGAUGGCGAGUGGUGUUUUACAUGAACGGUUCAUUGGGUGUCGCAUGGUGCUUGCUAUGGUGGUUACUAGCUUUUGAUCUACCUCACAAACAUCCAAGAAUAACUAGACGUGAACUGAAUUAUAUCAAUGCCAACAUCGGAGAAAAUAUCAUAAACACAAAAGAUUUAAAAGUCCCAUGGUGUUCUAUUAUGACUUCCAUUCCAGCAUGGUCUAUUGGUAUAACAACAUUUGGUCGGAUAUGGGUCCAUUAUACAUUCAUAAUAUACGGUCCAUCUUACAUGAAGACAAUAUUAGGAUUCAGUAUACAAAAGAAUGGAUUUAUGAAUGGAGCUCCAUUUUUGUGCAGUUACCUUUCUUCUGUUGUAUUCUGUUAUGCAGCUGACUUCAUUAUAGCUCGUAAUCUUAUGAGCUUGACUAAUGUCCGUAAAAUGUUUACAGCUAUAUCUCAAGUCAUUCCUGGCCUAUUAGUAUUAACCAUAGGUUAUUUGGGUUGUCAGAUCACAUUGAUUUUGGUAAUUUGGUUCGUAGCAGUUACACUAAUAACUGCUUCAUAUGCUGGAGCAAUGGCAAAUGUAGUUGAUAUUGCGCCAAACUUUGCCGGACAUAUAUUAGCAUUUGCACAAACUAUACAUAUGUCUGCAAGUUUUUUGUCUCCCCUUGCUGCAGCCAUUAUGCUCCAAGACAAUCCGACUUUGGAGAGAUGGCGUAGAAUAUUUGCUGUGACUGCUUGUGUAGCGUGUGGAACUUAUGUAAUGUAUCAGUUUGGUGGAACGGCAAAAGAACAAGUCUGGAACAAUCCAAAUCGCAAAAACAAUUCAGGUUCUGUUCGUGUUUCACCUGAAAAUAAUCAGCUUAUUGUCAAUAAUAAAACUGAUCCAGAAAGAGGAGAUGGAUAGAAGUUGAAAUGAAAAUAUUCAAGAAAAUAACAAUGGCGUACUUAGGUCCCCCGCAUAUAGGGGCUAAAUCAAAUUAUUUUUACGAACGUUAAUUGUGAUAUAUAAUAUAAUAUUAUACAACAAAAGAGAUAAUUAGCGCCGAUUAUAAAAUCGGAUCUUCAAUAAAUCUCAUCAUUCCAAAUAAGACAGUGUUCUAAACUUAAUAUUAUAUUUUAUUAUAAUUUAAAACAAAUUUUAAUGUUUGUAAUCAUAGAAUUUUUAAGUGUGUGACCUUGUGUCCUCUAAUACGAAUUAAGUAGAGUAGAUAUAUCAAUCAAUUACUAUGUAUAUUUAUAUAGGUGUUUUAUUUAUUAGAAUUAAGUUGUAGUGAAAAUGUGUCAACGUUUUCAAAAAAAAAAAAAGGAAAAACAAAAAAUGAACAAGUGAUUGGACAGUAAUAAGUUGUUACACCUAUUUAUUAGUAUAAUUUUUUCCAUCAAGUAUAAAAAGCCAUUUUAAAAUUUACUACCUGGUUAUUUCUAUAUAUCUUGUGCUCAUAUUUUUAGUUAAAAUGUUAUUUAUUACUAGAAUUAUAGAUCAACAAUGUGCCUUACCAUAUUCAUUUUAGAAAGUUUAUUUAAUUCAAUGGUAUUUUCCAAUUUUAAGUUACAUUAUUUUAUUGCAUAUUUCCAUUUAAAAAAAAAAAUAUUUCUCUUUACUAGUAUAAUACUAGAUGAACAUGUAUGUAAUGAACAGUUCUAAACAUAAUUAUGCAAUUGACUAAUUCUUUUUUCAAUUUUUCAAUUAACCUUUAAACAUUUGUAUUAAAACAAAUCUACCUCCACUAUCUAAAUAUAAUGUAUUUAUUUUUUAGAAUUUAUAUAUGUGUCUAGACAUUGUAUUUAAUGAGUUUUUAAACUGGGCAAAUGUAGUAGAUUAUAAUAUAUAGCCUAGAUUAGAGUUAUAUUAUGCUUGUUUCAGAUUUUUUAUUUUUAUAAAAUAUUUAUAGACGAGUUUUAAUAAAAUGUAAUAAUAAUAAUUAGGUAAAUUAUUAAAAAAAAAAAAUGAGAUUUAUAAUAUACAUCAAACUUAUCAUUUUUAAAAGUUAGCAAUAAAAAAAAAAAACCAUUUUUGAUAAAAAAAAUCUCAGAUCGAUUUUGUUAUUGGUGAAAAUUGAACUGAAAUUCAUCUGGGUAUUUUUUAUUUAUAUAACACUAAAUGCUGCUUAAAAAAUAUAAUAAAGUUUUAUAUUAUUUAUUUAA